Clonostachys rhizophaga is the source of this 1050-nucleotide messenger RNA. Lineage: Eukaryota; Fungi; Ascomycota; Sordariomycetes; Hypocreales; Bionectriaceae. The record is from the annotation of a GenBank genome assembly.
AUGAAGGACGACGACGUCCUCACUAUUGUUGGAGCCAUUGGUGCCAUCUUGGGUAUCAUUGUCGUUGCAAUCCGCUUUUAUGCCCGGCAUAUGACGAACAAUAAAAUUGGGUGGGAUGACUGGUGCAUUCUCAUCUCGACAAUCGCAGUGAUAGGAGGAGAUGUUCUUGUCGUCGUCGCAAACUCUAUGUAUCCGAACAGUGCGGAAGCAGCCUCACACAAAGAUCCGAGUUACGAAUAUACUGAGGACGACAUCCAUUAUACGAAGCUGAGCUUUGGUGCGACUAGCAUAUAUUUCACAACAGUUUCGGCAACAAAGCUUUCGAUUCUCCUCAUGUAUAACCGCAUAUUUUCUAUCAGCAAUUCGUUUCGACGUCAAAUUCUUCUUCUUAUUUUGCUUACGGCUGCAUUUUGGAUAGCAACAACGAUCAGCAACUGCCUCAACUGCAUCCCUCUCAAAUACGUCUGGAUCAAUGCCAAGGCCGACCCACGAUAUUGUAUUAACUACAAUCUAUACUGGAUGGGAUGUGGCGUGGCCGAGUGUGCAAUUGAUAUGCUCAUUCUUUUGGUGCCUAUACGGACCAUAUCUAGCUUGAAAUUAAGUCGGUCCAAGAAGAUUGCCGUAGCAGGUGUCUUCAUGUUGGGUACCUUCGUUAUCAUAUCCGGGGUCGUCAAAGUAGCACUGAGCUACGUUCCUGGAAGCCGACAGCCGAACUUUGGGCAGACUUCAUUAUGGUCAUCCAUCCAUAUAUCCACUGGGAUCAUCGGAGCUUGUCUUCCGGUUUGCUGGCCCGUCUUCAUCCGACUCAGCGGCUUUUUAUCAGGCAAAACGCCUCCCGCCUCAUCUGUUCGAGGACACUGGUACGGCUCCAGCCGUGGAUCGACUCGUGUCACUUCUAAAAUAAUACGCCCACAAGAGCAUCCGGCCUAUGACCUUCACGAUCCAUCAACCGGCCAGUCCGACGUUCAUGAGCUACUGCAACAUAAAGAGAAUGUGCGCACAUCAGUGCCCUCAAUCAGCAACAAUACUAACCUAGAAUCCGAUACGUAG